GUGACCUUUGACCUCGUUGUUGUGUCCUCCCCUUCUUGCAUUCCAAAGUGAGGGUUUCCUGCAGUAUGCUCGGAGCGUUUGUAGCUGCUGGGGUCUGCUCGCCAGUGCGCCCUGUGCAUGUUUACUAGCUAGCCAACGUUUACAAAGACGAGGGCAGUGCUGUUCAACCAGAAUAUAAAUUUGAGAUUAAUGCAAAUUCAAAAGCCGCGGAAUUCCACAUCGUCGGAUCCGGACCGAAAGGAAAAUAGAUUCUGGUCUACUAAGCGAAAGGAAGCAGCAGCAGAAAAAUCGGAAACUGAAGCUAGCUGGUUCUGCCUUGAACGGUCUUCAUAUCCACCUUAUUGAGCAAGCUUGCUAACGUAACCGAGACAGGAGAGCGAGGAAAUGAAGGACAAACAGAAGAGAAAGAAGGAGCGCACGUGGGCUGAGGCGGCUCGUAUGGUUCUGGAGAACUUCUCUGACGCCCCCAUGACCCCCAAACAGAUCCUCCAUGUCAUUCAGACGAAAGGCCUGAAGGAGAUGAGAAGUGGCACAGCCCCUCUGGCCUGCCUGGUCACCAUGCUUCACUCUCAGGUGCGGGGUGACCGAGUGAAGAACAGCAUCUUCUUCAAGCUGCCAGGCAGAAUGAGUCUCUUCACCCUAAAGAAAAAUGCCCUUCAGUGGACAAAGAGCCCCACAGCGACAGAGGGUGCGGAUGCUGCUGCAGCAGCUACACAGGCGACAGCGUCCACGGCGACGGUCGGCGCAGCAGAGGGGGCCGAGCAAGAGAGCUGCGACUCCACGGAAACAGCUGCUGCCAGCGGUGAGAAUGACGCCUCGGUGGACGAGACGUCCUCCAGCGCCUCCUGCUCCACAGAGCCCCAGACCCGACUCAGCCGAUCCUCACAGUCCGGCAGACAGAGAAAGAAGUCGGUGAUGAUGCCUCGCGUCGUUCUCACUCCACUCAAGGUCAACGGAGAGCACGUGCCAUCAGGAGCCCAGGGGAGGCGCAGGGAAGGCACUAGGGGGGGCUCGGGCCCCACGCUGCGUGCCCACUCCGAGCUGGGCUGGAAGCGCCCCCAGCACUUCAAGAGCAUGCUUGGCCUCCGCUCAGGACCCAUGAAAAGAAGCCGAGGAGUAGAAGUCGAUUUCGAGACCCCAGGAUCCAUUCUGGUGAACACCAACAUUCGAGCCCUCAUCAACAUGCGCACCUUCGCUGCCUUCCCCGCACACUCCCAGCAGCAGCUGCUACAGCUCUUACCUGAGGUCGACCGACAGGUUGGCCCCGACGGACUACCUCGCCUCAGUAGUUCAGCCCUCAAUAAUGAGUUUUUCACACACGCCUCACAGAGUUGGAAAGAGCGACUGGCCGAAGGUGAGUUUACCCAUGAAAUGCAGGUGCGCUUCAGGCAAGAGAUGGAGAAAGAGAAGAAAGUGGAGGCAUGGAAAGAGAAGUUCUUUGAGGAGUAUCAUGGCCAACGGUCUGGCCUGACUCACGAGGAGGCCCUGAAACUGACCAUGAGUGACCCAGGGGAUGAAGCAGCGGCCGUUCUGGACAGAGACACUGCUGCUGUUGCCACACCGAAGCGACGCAGUGUGGGUCGGCGGCGCCGGGAGGGGCGCAUCAGGCGUCGCUCACGAGCAGACCUGCGUCGCCGGGCUCGACGGACCCUCUGCAAGACCAGUCCCGCCGCCACCGCAGCUACCGCGGCCGAACAAGCGGAGAGCGCCGAACCCUCGGACGAUGGCGCCGCUGAUGACACUCCUGUUGAUGCCCCCUCCACGCCGCUGCCAGAGGCCGCCGCCGCUGCCGUUCAGGGCGAGGUGGUCCUGCCUGCCGACUCAGAAAUGGAGACCCCUGUCGAGGUGCCCUCCCCAGAGGCGGCCCCUUCUUCCCCCGUCCCGGAGCCCGUCCCGACCCCGGCCUCCACUGUGUCCAGCGACGAGCCCGAGGCGUCCGAUGUCUCCGCCCGGCUCCUGCCUGACGUGCCCGAGCCCCCUGUGGCCUCCACCUCCUCCCCCUCCUCUUCCUCUUCCACCUCCUCUUCCUCGUCACCCUCCUCAUCGCCCUCCUCUGCCUCCGACCGGCAGGGAGCCUUUGCUGCUAGCUCAGACUCUUCCUCCUCCUCUUCCUCCUCCUCGUCCUCGUCCUCCUCCACGGCCGCCAUCGCCACCGACCCACUGGACGAUGGCGCGUCCGUCAUCACCACCGGCACAGCUGGCACUGGCGCCAGCAGCAGGGAGAGCAGCCCGGCCGCCAGCCCGGCCACCUCCAGCCCCGCCGGCCUGUCCAAGGAGCAGAAGAGGCGCCCCGACGAGCCCCAGGCCUUCACUAGCUUUCCCGAGAAACGGCCACGGCUUGAUGAGCGUCAGUCCUUUCGUAACACAGUUGACUGUGUCCACUCGGAAAAGCCGCAGCCCACAAUCGAGGAACCCAAGGUCCCGCCAAUCCGGAUACAGCUCUCCCGGAUCAAACCGCCCUGGGUCAAGGGGGCGCCAACGUACCAAAUCUGUCCCCGGAUCGUGCCCCCCAACGAGGGGUCGGGGGGGCGGCGGUCCGGGACGGGGGCGCGGACGCUGGCGGACAUCAAAGCCCGCGCCCAGCAGGCCCGCGCCCAGCGAGAGGCCGCUGCUGCUGUUGCAGCCACUGGCGACGGGGCAGGGCCCGGCGGGGGCGGCCCGGGGGGCGGUUCUGGGCUAUCGGAUCGCAGCAGUGGGCGGCGGGCCCGAGAGCACCCGGGCCCGGUCGAGCCGGGAGGAGGCGGCGGGGGGGGCGAGAUGGAGGAGCAGAGCUCACCUGCGAGCUCUCAUUCGUCUGGAGCACAACUACAGCUGUCCGCUGUAGACUCGGAGAGGACUGCGAUGACCACGACGGCGUCGUCAUCCACGACAACGACGGCCGCCUCCACGCCCAAGGCCCACGCCCCGUCUCCCUCCACCUCCUCCAACCCGUCGUUUCCUCUGUCGGAGCCACCGCAGACCCCCACGCCGUCCCCGUCGGUAGGGGGCAGCCCCGUCUCGCAGGCCCAGAUGGAGGAGCUCUCGCCGGGGGAGGAUAAGCUCUUGGCCAGCCCCAGUGACAAAGCCUCCGACGACGCCGAGCCAGACACUCCAAAACAGAUUCCCACUGAGCCGGAGUCGGUGGGCAGCCUUCCAGACGGCUCCUCCACGGAGGAGGCCGACUCGAACGACAGCAGGCCGCCACCGGAGAGCAGUCCGUCACCGUCUGCGAUGGAGAAGGGGCCGAGCGGGGCGGUUUCGCUAAUGCCCACAUCCAUCCCGGACUCUCUGCCCAGGUUCGGAGCGCAGGGUGUGGACGUGAUCAGGACACGGACAGCCAUCGGGAGUCAGGCCUGGGAAGCGGAGCAGCAGAGUGGGCACGAGCAGCGGUCAGCGUCGGCCGGCGUCAUCCAGCACGGAUCUGACCUCAAGCCACCGCAGGAGACUCCUGCUGUUGUGUCCAGGAACGGACUGAGCGAGGGGGAGGGCAGCAGAGAACGAGGGCUGCACGGUGGCACUGAGGUUGGGCUGGACAGCAAGCCCAUCGCAGGCUUUGAGAGCUCGAUCACUCACCUCUCCAGCAUGGCUGGGGAUGACGACGCAGGGGGGCACAGCGACUCCACGGAAACCGCCUCAGACUUUGAGAACGAGGCCCCGGAAGAGGAGUCGGUGGACUGGCACACGCCGACAGCUGACUGCAACGGUGUGGCGGUCCAGAGUGGCGCCGCCGGUGCCAAGCCGCAGAACCAGCCGGUCAUCCAGAGCCCCAGCCGGCUGAUGUCCCGGACGUUCAGCCCGCCUCCGCAGCACCAGCAGCAGCCGGUUAUCCACUCCCACGUGUCCAACCCUGGCCAGGGCCAGUCGGUCAUCCAGCAGACCCGCUUCCCCAACGGCGUUCAGAACCAGCCCGUUAUUCAAACCCAGAAACAACAGCAGCAGCCGUUGUCGUCGCAGCAGCAGCAUCCCAGCCGCGGAGCUCAUGUCUCAAACCACACCCUGGACCAAGCGUCCAGCACAGGGCUGCAGGGCAUGGGGCAGACACACCUGGCCCAGGCGGAGAGAGACCAAAGCCGCAACAAUGGGAAGUCUGUUAUCCAAACAGAAGCGUCCGACGAAGCUAAAUUCCUCCGGCGGAUGUCGGCAGAGGACAAGUCCGGCUCUGCCCAGCAGCAGACCUCCGGCGGGGUCAAGAAGGCUGCCGUUUUGGCACGGCCGAUGUCUUCGGUGGAGGCCAACAACCCGCUGGUCACCCAGUUGCUCCAGGGUAGCCUCCCGCUGGAGAAGGUGCUGCCGCAGCCGCACUCCGCCAGCAAGCUGGAGAUCAACCGGCUCCCCGGGAGCCCAACGGUGUCCCAGCAGGCCGGCCGCCCCCAGCCCCGCGUGGCAGCCGGCCCUCGCUUCAGGAGCCCCAGCGACUCCUCCUCGUCUGGCCCCACGGACUCUCCCGGCCCCGAGUUCUCCCCUCCUCCCAACCAACACAAGGUGCCCUCUGGGCGUGGGUAUGGGCCACAGGUGCCCGGCUCCAUGCCGUCUCGGGCGGCGUGCUUGUUUGAAGAGGCAAAGAGGCUGCCGCCAGGCGCCGUGCCGGUAAUCACGUCCCUCCCCUCGUCGUUGUCCAUGUCCUCGUCGUUGUCUUCCUCCUCCAGCCGACGUCCGCUGGACGUUACCUCGCAGAGCACAGCAGCUUACGAGUCAGCGGUGAUCAAAGAGCUCCCUGGGCAGCAGCCCAUGCGGGGCGGAACUCCGGAACGGCCUGGAAUGUUCCAGCAACAGCACUCCAACAGCCUUGGGCCUCCCCACUCCCGCACGACGACGCCGGACGCGCCGUCCCCUCCCCACGGUGACCUCUGCCCCUCCGAGGUCGUCCCCACCGUCAAGAUCAACUGGCGGCUACCAAAGCCCCGCCCCCCCCACCCGCCUCAGCCCUAUCAGCAACAGCAGCUGUCUCCGGUCGCCACGGUGAAGAACGAGGUCUCCUCCCGCCCCUCUUGCCAGGCGCUCACCAAAAACCCCCCUGGAGGAAACGGCCCCACUACUGCUGCCGCCCCACCUCCUCCCCCUGCUGCUGCUGUGAUAACCAAAAAGGAGCCGCCGAGCUCAAUGGACAGUUUCUUAAGCGGAGGGGCCAUGGAGGGCCUGCUCAACAUGGAGAUGUCCCUCGUGCGCAUGGCCAAAAAGGAGCAGGGCCGGAGCCCGUACGGCCGGCAGGGAGACCUCUCCUCCCCCGUCUCGUCUUCGCCGUCCUCCACGACCUCCUCACUGCCCUUCCAGCUGUACGGCAAGUCGCCCAAGCUGCAGCAGAGCACGGGCGGAGGGAUGCUGGGCGGAGGCGCCGGCGGCUUCAGCUACACGGCCAACGUGUCGGUGGUGGACGGGAGCGGCUUCUCGCGGAGCAUCGCCGACAGCGUGCUCCACCUCUUGCAGCCUUUCGAACGGCACGGUUCGGCUCGGGCGGGCGGCGGGCAGACCUUGGCCAGCAUCCAGGCGUUCGCCGACAGCGCCGCCGAGGAGGUGGCCCUCAAGUGCUCGUGCAGGCUCAAGGCCAUGAUCAUGUGCCAGGGCUGCGGUGCCUUCUGUCACGACGACUGCAUCGGCCCAUCCAAACUGUGCGUGUCCUGUCUGGUGGUCAGAUAGUCUGCCUUUGCCCCACCCCUCGGGCAAGGCGAGAUCACGGCCAGGUGAAUGACACCGCCUUGCCAUAAUCUCUCAAAAAAAAAAAAAAAAAAAAACUGUCGGUCUCUUUGCCUCUUAUUUGAAAGUUGACAGUGUUGCAGGACUCAUGAGAGAGCUUGGGGGGUGUUGGAAUGGUGUGUGUGGCCCAUUGUUGAUGUUCUGGCAGGACGGUUGGGCUGGAAGAUGCCUUGUAACAUAAAAACCAGUCUGUAUUUUUGUUGCAUAUAUUUUCUAUUGCUGUUAUGAUGUUAUUAUUAUUGCCAAGAUAAUAAUAAUGAUAAUUAUUAUUGUUAUUAUUAUUGUGAAUUUACCUGGCACGAUUGGUUGUAAAUUGUGCCUUUUUUUUGUUUAACUUUUUUUUUCCAUAGAAAAAAAAAAACAUUUACCUCAUCCUCUUGACACCAUUCAUCAGUUCAGUGUGAAAAUGGUGGCUGUUAAUUGUUUGCGUUGUUCUCUCCCUCUCCUCGCUGUAGAGGAUCAUGGGAGGGCUGUUUUGUGUGUCUUGUCUUGCAAAGAAAUAUUUUUUUAAUCAUUAAAUGAGCAAAAUGA
Molecule: messenger RNA, 6201 nt
Organism: Alosa alosa (allis shad)
Lineage: Eukaryota; Metazoa; Chordata; Actinopteri; Clupeiformes; Clupeidae
Gene: asxl1
Product: ASXL transcriptional regulator 1
Biological process (GO): animal organ morphogenesis; positive regulation of transcription by RNA polymerase II
Cellular component (GO): PR-DUB complex
Molecular function (GO): peroxisome proliferator activated receptor binding; chromatin binding; DNA binding
Source: RefSeq, a predicted model, not a curated record